AUGUCCAAAGUUGGUUCCGACUUCGACAAGGUCCAAGCCUCCCGCCCGGACUUCCGCCGCGAUGCCGAGGUUAUCUUCACUAAACCCCCAAACCCCACAUGGAAAGACGGCGACGGGGCCAAUGACGGCGGGGAGAGUCUCAAGAAGAACCACGUCGAGAUCGACCCCCAUGCCGAUGGCCGCCCCGUCGCUUCGAACUACAAGCUUCUGAUCUCCGGCAUGGUGCCGCGGCCGAUUGCACUCAUCAGCACCCAGUCUCCCGACGGCUCCACGACGAACCUCGCGCCCUUCAGCUACGCGCAAGUCAUCAACCAUGACCCCCCGCUCUUUGUGGUUGGCUUCGUGGGCUCGCUCGAGAAGGCCAAGGAUACACUGAAUAACCUGCACGAGACACAGGAGUGCGUCAUCAACAUCAUUUCGGAGCACUUUGUCGAAGCGGCGAACGCGACGGCCAUCAACGCGCCCUACGGCCACUCGGAGUGGGACGUCUCCGGUCUGACCCCAGCGCCCACGUCGGUCGUCAAAGCGGCGCGGGUGAAGGAGUCGAUACUGGCGAUCGAGGGCAAGCUCGUCGAGACCAAAGAGUUUGAGAGCCGGGCGGUCCCAGGCAAGAAGGCAAGUGUGCUGGCGAUCAUCGAGGGCGUGCGAUUCUGGGUCCGAGAGGACGCUAUUGAUCAGGAGCAAAGUGUUAUUGACCUCAAGGUCCUCAAGCCAAUCAGUCGCCUGGGUGGAAUACAGUAUGGCCGAACAACGGAGGGCAUUGAAAUUCCCCGACCGACCUUUUAA
Molecule: messenger RNA, 786 nt
Organism: Penicillium macrosclerotiorum
Lineage: Eukaryota; Fungi; Ascomycota; Eurotiomycetes; Eurotiales; Aspergillaceae
Product: flavin reductase family protein
Exons: 1
Coding region: 1-786 (261 amino acids)
Molecular function (GO): FMN binding
Source: RefSeq, a predicted model, not a curated record